Molecule: messenger RNA, 2153 nt
Organism: Lytechinus variegatus (green sea urchin)
Lineage: Eukaryota; Metazoa; Echinodermata; Echinoidea; Temnopleuroida; Toxopneustidae
Product: tyrosine kinase receptor Cad96Ca-like
Exons: 14
Coding region: 469-2082 (537 amino acids)
Biological process (GO): cell surface receptor protein tyrosine kinase signaling pathway; multicellular organism development; protein phosphorylation
Cellular component (GO): signaling receptor complex
Molecular function (GO): ATP binding; transmembrane receptor protein tyrosine kinase activity
Source: RefSeq, a predicted model, not a curated record
ACAUUAGCGCUAGGUCACACAAAGGAAGCAGACAGUGGAAAGGUUACACCGAUUACAGAACCCAACGUUACCGCCACUGAGAGUGAAUAUCGACUUAUGAGUCAACAAAGUGAGGUGUGACAUGGAUAUGGGAAUCAACAAUUCCGGCAAAGUACUAUCCACCAACAAAUUCUAUUACACGCAGGACUAUACACUUAAAGCCACACGGAAAAUAUAACUGUGCAAUACGAUUCGGAUUACAAGGAUUACCCAUUCUUCACCGAUUCCUCAAACAACAUCAUAACCUCGCCAAAAUGACUUGAAUUCAAUGCAAGGUUAGUAUUGAGUCUCUAGAAGUUAUUUUGUAGCCUACUCUUCCCAGUGACAUCUCCAAACUGUGGACUACCAUUAACCACCGUCUUGCAAGAUAAGAGCCAAUCAUACUUCUUGUGGAGUUGACAGUUAUUCGAGGAUUUUGGUGGAGUCAAAAUGCAGAGUGCAGUCUCCUCUCUUCCAUUAUGUCUCGGAUUGGUACUUUUGAAGUUUACAAUGAUUCUAACGGUGUCAGGACAGGGCUGGUUAGACCCCCUCACGACGUACGUCCCAUCGGGAAGGAACACAUCCCUGAGAUGCGCGUUCAUCGUUAUGCCAUCCUCUAGCAAUGCCUCUCAGCCAAUGAACGCGUCCAACGCAAUCACGUGGUCGGAUACAGGAAUACCAAUAUUUUCAGAGACAAUCCGCCUGACGCAAGAAGCAAAGUACGACAAUUUUCGCACCAGUGUUCAGGCCAAUGAAGAAUUCGUCGAAUCUAUUUUACAUAUCACCCUGGCUGGCCAAGAAGAUGAAGGAAUGUUUACGUGUAUCCAUGGAGAUGAUUCGGGAAAUGUGACGUCACAAAUGGCUAAUCUGUAUGUAGAAGACCCUCCUUCAUCAACGACGCAAUGUAAUGAUCAUCUCUACAGGAACCUCUCCAUAGCAUUCGGGGUCAUCAUCUGUAUUCUGGUUUUCCUUCUUGCACUCUUUAUUUUUAUCUUUCAGCGAAGGAGGGAGAGAAAACCAGACUCAGGGCGUAAGCAAACGAAUCACAUCAGUGGCAACGAAAACCUUGCAAACGAGGCUUCAUCCGAGAUGAGGAUGUAUGGAAAUGUUGCUACGACUGAACGAGAGCUGACUGGCAAACAAGUUGGGGCCAAGGUACCGUCUAGAAACAUUCGAUUUUACUCCCAGAUUGGAUCCAUUGGUGUCACCCCGUUCGGUCAGGUUUGGAAAGGGGAGAUUCGAGGUGUACCAGGAAAAGAGAAAAAGAAGAUCGAAGCAGCAAUAAGAGAUUUAUCAGGUGUCGUUGGUAUAAAGAAUAAUCUUCUAGACAUCGUGAAUACCUUAUGGGCUCUCCCUGGUCAUAUCAAUGUGGUCAAGUGUCUUGGAUGCUGCUUAGAACAGUCGUUCAUCGUGUAUGAAUACAUUCCGUACGGCACUCUGCUAACGUACCUACAAACCAACGCAGGAAAGACUCGAUCAACGUACAAGGCUUACGUCAAUGUUAGAUCUAUUGUUCGACGGGUCAAGGAACCGGAACUACUUACGUUUGCCUGGCAGAUCGCAAAAGGAAUGGAGUUUCUAGCUUCACAAAAGGUUGUCCAUGGGAACCUGCGAGCCAGCAACGUCCUUUUGUCAGAAAAUAAAAUAUGUAAGAUUGCAGACUACGGUUUGACAAGGAUCUCUUCUCCAAAAAAGACGAUACAUCGAUGGCUAUCACCUGAAGCAAUAUUAACCGGUAGGUGCACUACCGAUAGUGAUGUAUGGUCUUAUGGUGUUCUCCUCUGGGAGCUGGUUACCCUCGGCGCUCAGCCUUACCCUGGUGUCAACGAUGAUGAAUUAGAAGACAGGAUCUCCAAGGGAUAUAAGAUGAGGAGACCAAGGCACUGUGGGGAAGAUUUGUUUAAGAUUAUCAGUAAUUGUUGGAAGACGGACACAAAUCAACGUAAUUCGUUCCUCGAUAUGCAAACCAAAAUUGGUUGGAUGUUGGAAGGUUCUAAUGAUUACCUGUCAUUGAACAGAAUGAGUGACGAGGAUAUUUACACCGACAUUAUCGAACCGGAAUAAAGGCCACAACUUCAUUUUUAUCCAAUUUCCUUCCAUAAAUUAGAAACACUGAAAGUUCUAAACAAAGCUCA